This is a messenger RNA of Aspergillus pseudonomiae, 507 nucleotides long. RefSeq lists its product as uncharacterized. The record is from RefSeq and is a predicted model, not a curated record. Bases 145 to 411 code for a protein of 88 amino acids. NCBI's taxonomy places the organism in Eukaryota, Fungi, Ascomycota, Eurotiomycetes, Eurotiales, Aspergillaceae. The transcript has a single exon.
CCCGCGCAUUCCUACGCAUGAGGGAACGCAUUGAAUGCUGGCCCCUUGCGUUCACUACGUUUAGCUAGUGACACCUGAUCCCAUCCAGGCACAAGCGCUCCAUAGCUUUGAUUUCGGGCGUACCCCCAACAAGCUGCCCAUGAGAUGAACAAUCUAAUAGCGCCACAGCGGCCCCAUCAGGACAUGCAGAACGUCAUCCCAAACCCACCAUACUCGCAGAGCGAUACACAAAGAUUACCCCUCAUAAGGAGGGGGCUUUGCAUAUCGCUCGUCCCUCAGAUGCAUGGCCUCCUAGAAGAGCGGUCCAUUCAUGUGCGUCAUCAUACUGUUAGGGUAAGGAUCUCCACGAGUAAGCAGAGUCAACAAAGAGAGACUUAUCAGAGACAUGGAAAGGGAAGCGGGGCAGCUUAGAAAGAUCUGAGCCGAUCUGAUGCACGACGUCAGCUGCAUUCUGGCAUGGGCCUUGAAACCGAGAUUCUCCGAGGGACAGCCAAUGGACUACAAGCC